This is a messenger RNA of Fraxinus pennsylvanica, 690 nucleotides long. Lineage: Eukaryota; Viridiplantae; Streptophyta; Magnoliopsida; Lamiales; Oleaceae. The record is from the annotation of a GenBank genome assembly.
AUGCCGCCACUACCACCACGCGAUGCUGGAAGUCGCGACGCGUUUUUGGCGGAUCUGAGCGUCGCUGCGUCACACAUUCAUAAUGUUGUUGCCUACUUCAGAAUGAAGAGGCUGCAAGAUAUGAGAGCUGAGAGUGGAGAGGAUUUUAGGGUUUGGUUGGGUUCAAAUGAAGGUGGAUGCAGCGCCGCACGAUUGACUGGUGCUGGUGCUGGUUGGGUUCAAAUGAAGGCUGUGGUCUGCCGCUAUGGCCGGGAUCUGUCUGCCAUGGUCGGGAUCUGCAGCUCCACAAUUGAUGUGGUUUUUGCAUCUGGUGAUGGUCUCGACGAGGUGCGGUGUCGUUGCAGACGGUGUUGUUAUUGUGGCAGUGGUUGGUUGUUUUUUUGGUGCUACGGUGCAGGCGAUGACAAUGUGGUUUUGCUUGAUGGUGGGUAUAAGAAAUCAUCACUGGUGGACAUGGGAGGUCCAGUGAAAAUGGCUAGUCAACAAAAUUACGAGGGUGGUGAGGAAUCAAGCUGUGCCGGUGAGAACAACCUUUAUGAUGAUAUUGAUUCCAUUAAAAGAGUAAAGAAGGUUAAGAUUCGCAAGCACUGGAAAUUCUUGAGUGUCAUUCCUGGGUUAAAGAAUAAGGAUGUUUGGUGGGAGUGUAUUAGAUCUAGUGGUGGUGGUGUUGUGGUAGUGGCUGCGGUGUGA